Messenger RNA from Adineta steineri, 1762 nucleotides. NCBI's taxonomy places the organism in Eukaryota, Metazoa, Rotifera, Eurotatoria, Adinetida, Adinetidae. The record is from the annotation of a GenBank genome assembly.
UCUUUUAUUAUUAAAACAAUUAAGUGAUGCUGAACGUGAUGGCGAUCCAAUUGAAGCUAAUUGUUUAGAUCGAUUCUUUAAUCAAUCAAAUCUUGAUAUACCAUUAUUAUUAGAUUUAAUUAAAAGUAAUUUAGGACAUACAGAAGGUGCAGCUGGUGUAGCAUCACUUAUUAAAGUUGCUAUGUGUAUGUAUCAUCGUGGCAUUACAGCAAAUAUACAAUUUACUUCACUUAAUCCUAAAAUAGAUGCACAAAAAUAUAAUCUACAUAUUGUUCAAAAUUUUAUACCAUUUCCAUCCGUUUCAAAUAAUGACAAAAUAGCUAUUGGUGUUAAUUCAUUCGAAACGGUUGGUUCAACGACACAUUCUAUUAUUGAAGAAUAUCAACCAAUAAAUAAAACAUCAAUUCAAAAUGGUCAUAUCGAUGAUGGAAAUCAUAUUAAAAGCAAACAAUAUUUUAUUUUUAUUUUUUCAGAACGAAUCAAUGCUUUUCUUACUGAACAAGCAUCACCAAGCCUUUCAAUCAUAUCACGUCCAACAAAAUCAUUAGCACAGAAAAUAUGUUUUGUUUUUAGUGGACAGAGUCCACAAUGGUGGGCUAUGGGUAGACAAUUAUAUGAAAGUGAACCUUUAUUUAAUAAAUGGAUUAAUUUAAUUGAUGGUGAAAUGACAAAAAUUAAUGCUGGUGAAUGGAAAUUGUUAGAAGAAUUAAUUGAAAAGAAAAAUGAACAAGAAUCUCGUAUUAAUAAUACAAAUAUUGCUCAACCAAUAUUAUUUAAUAUUUAUCCAUCAUCUAUAAUAUCACAUAGUGCUGGUGAUCAAGCAGCUGUUUUUGUUGCUGGUCGAUUAACUUUAGGAGAAACUGUUCGUAUUGAACAUUUGGCUUGUAUUGCUGUUGUUAAUAGUCCUCGUCGAGUAACAAUAAGUGGUGAUGAAAAAACUAUUGAUGAAAUACAACAAAUUCUUUCCAUAUCUUAUCCAAAUGUAUUCAAAGCACGUCUUCGUAUUGAAAAUGCAUUUCAUUCAUAUCAAAUGAAUCGAUUCGAUAUUGAACAAGAAAUGCUUUCAUUAUUGAAAGAUAUUCGAGGACUUCCAAUACAAGACCAAAAACAAAUCUUCGAUCCAAUAUGUGCAAAAGCAAAACUUUAUUCAGAUGUUACUGAUGAUAAAAUCAAUGAUAAUAUACCAGUUGAUAGUCAAAUUUUAGCACAACUUACAACAUUAUCUCAAGUAUGGCAACAAUAUUUUCAUACUCGUCAAAUUUCACCGUUGAAAAAUCAUGAAGAAUAUUUGGCUAAUUUUCCAUUAUAUAAAUUUCAUUUGAGUCCAUAAGAUAUAACAAGUGCUUAUGUACAUCUUUCAACACGUGCUUAUCAAUAUGGAUCUAGUUUUGAAAAAAUCAAAACAUUAUGUGGUACUUCAACUACAAUUAUAUCUCAAUUAUCAGAUGAUAAUAAUAAUUGUUCAUCUUAUUAUUUACUUCAUCCAUAUCUAGUUCUAUUACCAGGUAUUGAAACAAAAUUUCUUCCAGUACGUAUUCAAAAAUUUAUUUAUUCAAGUAAAACGAAAACAAAGAUGAGUCAAUCAACAAAUGUUGAAGUACGUGGAAAGUAUCAUGAUAAUAUAUGUGGUAUAGGUCAAGAAGAAAUAUAUAAUCUUGAUUUAUGGAUAUAUCCAAUGGAUAAUAAAAUAGAAGAAACAAUAUUUACAUUUCAAAGUAUUGUUAUUCAAGAAGUUGAAGAUGUAAAAUCUAGUCGAUGGUGA